Molecule: messenger RNA, 267 nt
Organism: Orycteropus afer afer
Lineage: Eukaryota; Metazoa; Chordata; Mammalia; Tubulidentata; Orycteropodidae
Gene: LYRM2
Product: LYR motif containing 2
Exons: 3
Coding region: 1-267 (88 amino acids)
Cellular component (GO): mitochondrion
Source: RefSeq, a predicted model, not a curated record
AUGGCCGCUUCCUGCUUGCCCCCAGUGACACUAACGCUAAAACAGUUCAUAAGAAGGCAACAGGUGCUCCUCCUGUACAGAAGGAUUUUGCAAGCAAUCCGGCAGGUUCCAAACGAUUCUGAUCGUAAAUAUCUGAAGGAUUGGGCAAGGGAAGAAUUCAAAAGAAACAAAAGCGCCACGGAAGAGGAUACAAUCCGGAUGAUGAUAACUCAAGGCAACAUGCAGCUCAAGGAGUUAGAAAAAACACUUGCUUUAGCAAAAUCUUAA